UUGGCGACGACCAGAUCCAUCCUGGUCCUUGUUUACGCGUUUGCGGCGACUGAGCAGGAGAUCCAUCCCCAUCCCCAUCUCGCUUCUCACUCCCACUCUCCAUCGUCUCGCAGUGCACGCGUCGCCGGCGUCCGAGCCUCACCUCGCCGGGCCAGGUGCCGGCUUACUCCGCGGUCGCCGUCGUCCGCCCAUUCCGCGGCGGAUCCAUCCUGCUAGCCAGCUUGCUCCAGAUCGACGAUGCUGACGAAAUAACAAUCCACUGUUCACCUGACACGCCGACCAUCUCGCCGGCGCCCGAGCUCCCACCCCCAUUCUCCUCGCUUGGCGAGGUGCCGGGGUUAACGCCGCGGCCGGAUCCAUCCUUUGAGGUAUGUCACUGUUCACCGUCAGUGCGCUUGGCUCUGAGUUGCACGACAUUCAGGUAUGAACCAAUAAAAACUCAGCUUCCACAUGAGAGAUUUGUAACUAGCUGUUCAGUGUUAUAAUCCCUCCUCUUUUUCAGGUUGUCAAUUUGUAGUUAGCUGCUUACUGUCAGUGCAUUCUGCAACCACGCACAAUUUUGACUGGCCAUUUUUGGUGCAGCAAUGGUCUGGCUCACCUCUGUUAAUCUAUCUUCUUUCAGGGUUCAGAUGGACGACGCGGAGAAUAAAUCAAAUCCACUGUCCACUUGCACUGCGAAUCGAGCGAACUGCGGCGCUGGUCUGCACGACAAAUCAGCUUGCCGAUUUGUAGCUGGCUGUUUACUAUCAGUGCAUUCAUCAACUGAGCUCCACGAACUGUUGACUGGCCGAGCUCUGAGCUAGCAUGGCCAUGGAGGCUGCACUCGUCAGCGUGGCGACGGGGGUCCUCAAACCUGUCAUAGGGAAGCUGACCGUCCUGCUCGGCAAUGAGUACAAGCGUUUCAAAACAGUUCGAAAGGAGAUCAAGUCUCUCACUAAUGAGCUUGCCGCAAUGGAGGCUUUUCUCCUCAAGAUGUCGGAGGAGGAGGAUCCUGAUGUGCAGGAUAAAGUCUGGAUGAAUGAGGUGCGGGAGCUGUCCUAUGACCUGGAGGACGCCAUCGACGACUUCAUGCAAAGCAUCGGUGACAAAGACGAAAAGCCAGAUGGCUUCAUCGAGAAAGUGAAGAACCCACUAGGGAAGUUGGGGAAGAUGAAGGCUCGUCGUCGGAUCGGCAAGGAGAUUCAGGAUCUGAAGAAACAAAUCAAAGAGGUGGGUGAGAGGAAUGCAAGGUACAAGGGUCGUGAGGCCUUCUCCAACUCCAAGAAUGCAACCGUUGACCCUAGAGCCCUUGCUAUCUUUGAGCAUGCCUCAAAGCUCGUCGGAAUUGAUGAGCCCAAGGCUGAGAUAAUCAAGCUGUUAACAGAAGAGGAUGUUCGUGCUUCAGAGCAACAACAACAACCAAAGAUAGUCUCCAUCACUGGACCUGGAGGAAUGGGCAAAACAACUCUUGCAAACCAAGUGUAUCAAGAGCUAAAAGGAAAAUAUGAGUGUUGGGCUUUCAUCUCAGUUUCACGAAAUCCAGACAUGACGAAUGUCUUGAGAACCAUUCUAAGUGAAGUGGCUAAGAAAGACUAUGCUACCACUGAAGCUGGGAAUAUACAACAACAAAUCAUCAAGAUCAUAGAUUUUCUAGCAGACAAAAGGUACUUUGUUGUUGUUGACGAUAUAUGGGACGUGGAUACGUGGGAUAUUAUUAAGCGUGCAUUCCCCGCUACAAGUUCUACCAGUAGAAUAAUCACCACCACUCGUAUGAACAGUGUCGCUCAUUUAUGUUGUUCAUCAUUCAAUGGUCAUAUUUACAAUAUAAGGGCUCUUGAUAUGGUGCACUCAAGGCAGUUAUUUCACACAAGAUUAUUUAAGUCCGAUGAAGAUUGCCCUUCAUACCUUCAAGAAAUUUCUAAGCAAAUAUUGCAAAAAUGCGAUGGGUUACCUUUGGCGAUCAUUGCUAUAUCUGGUUUGUUAGCUAACACAGAAAAAACAGAGGUUCUGUGGAAUCAAGUGAAAGAUUCAAUUGGUCGUACACUUGAAAGGAAUCCUUGCGUCGAAGGAAUGAUGAAGAUAUUGUCACUUAGUUAUUUUGAUCUGCCUCCUUAUUUAAAAACUUGCCUCUUAUACCUGAGCAUGUAUCUAGAAGAUUCUAUUAUUGAGAAGGAGGACCUGAUAAGAAGAUGGAUUGGUGAAGGAUUCAUUCAUAGAGAAGGCAGAUACACGGCAUAUGAGGUAGGAGAAAGGUGUUUUAAUGAACUACUCAAUAGGGGUUUGAUCCAACCUGGGGGGACAGAUAUCUAUGGCGAAGUGAAGAGUUGUCGGGUUCAUGACACAAUUCUUGAUUUCAUCAUAUCCAAGUCCAUAGAAGAGAACUUUGUUACUAUACUUGGGGUUCCCACUAUGACAAUUGUAAACCAAAGCAAAGUUGUUCGUCGACUCUGUCUACAAGGUGUCGAGGAAGGAAAUUCAGCAGUAUUGAUCGCAGAUCUCGUGUUUUCCCAUGUUCGAUCACUUACUAUGGUUAGAGGUCUGUUGUCAAUUCCUUCUUUGGAGGAGUUCAGACAUCUGCGUGUUCUCAACUUGAAGGAUUGCUCCGAAUUGGAAGAUCAACAUCUUGAAAAUAUAGUGAGGUUGUUCCAGCUGAGGUACCUGAAUCUCAAACGUACAGGAAUAAGCAAGCUCCCAGAACAAAUUGGGCGUUUAGGAUGCUUAGAGGUGCUGGACCUAAGAGAGACUUCUAUACGAGAAUUACCUGCAUCUAUUGUUAAUCUCAGAAAAUUGGUGCAUCUACUUGUUGAACGUGAUGUUAAAUUUCCUGAUGGGAUUGGAAAGAUGCAAGCACUGGAGACGUUGAAAUAUGUUGAUGCCUCCAUUCAGCCAUUAUACUUCCUGUGCGGCCUUGGUCAAGUAAUGAAUUUGAGGAGUCUGAAGCUUAUCCUUGAAAUUCCUCUUGGGGAGGAGCACAACAAAGCUCUUGUCUCCUCUCUGUGUAAUCUAGGCACCCAGAAUCUCCGCUCCCUGGCUUUUGGGGAUCAGAGCGGCCUCUUACAUGAGGAAUCUUUGUGCCUGCCUACCCUCAAUGACCUUUCUAUCUGUUUUCCGGCCUUCCCACAGGUUCCGACAUGGGUAGGCUCCCUCAAAAACCUCCAACGGCUACGCCUUUUUGUGAAGGUGCUCAAGCAGGACGACCUCUGCACCCUUGGGGCUUUACCCAGUCUGCUCGUUCUGUAUCUGGUGGGAAAAACAGAGUCAAACGAAAAGCUCAGAAUCAGUGGUGAUGUUGGGUUCCGAUUCUUGAAGAUUUUUAUUUAUGCUGGAUGUUAUAAACCAGUAGAUCUGAUGUUUGGGACAGGGUCCAUGCCAAAGCUGGAAAAACUCGAGUUUAAUUAUAUUUGCUUAGUUGAAGCUAACUCUCUGGGCUUUGGAAUUGAGAACCUCCCUUGCCUCACUAGUGUCAAAUGCAUUACGGUUUGGGGUGAUGAUGGCAUUGUUGAAGCCGUGAAGACUGCCAUGGAGAGAGCAGCCAGCGCACAUCUUAACCACCCUAGUCUACUCUUUCAGAGAUUUCGCCCGUUACCCCCCCCCCCCCCCCCAGCUUGGAUAGACUUCGCCCGUUCUCAAGUUUAAUAGUGCUUGGCUCCAUUCAUCUCUGUUUUAUGAUACACUAUUCUCUCAGUCGGAUAAUAAUGUUGGAUAAUGAUACAAAAUUGUAGAAUUGGUUAAGACUGCUACUGUACUGCAUUUUCUGUAAUAAUCGGUCAUCCGUACGUGUUGAUGGUUUAAUAUUAUUGGGCGACCAUUCGUAGUCGUCAUUCUCUA
Triticum urartu is the source of this 3807-nucleotide messenger RNA. The record is from RefSeq and is a predicted model, not a curated record. NCBI's taxonomy places the organism in Eukaryota, Viridiplantae, Streptophyta, Magnoliopsida, Poales, Poaceae.